AAGAUGGACACCGGGAGCGAGAUGGAGAGAAACCGCCCAAGCACAAGUCCUCUCUGCACCCUCAGCACAUCCCGCCGAAGAUCCCAGAAGGAGAGCGAGUGGACUUUGAUGACAUCCACAGGAAGCGGAUGGAGAAGGACCUGCUGGAGCUGCAGAUGCUGAUCGAGGUCCACUUCGUCCAGAGGAAGAGGGAGGAAGAGGAGCUGAUCGCCUUGAAAGAGAGAAUGGAGAGCCGCAGAGCUGCACGGGCAGAGCAACAGAGGUUUCGAGCGGAGAGAGAGAGAGUCAGGAAGACGAGGCUUGCGGAAGAGCGACAGAGGAAGGAGGACGAGGAGUCGAAAAGGUGGGCUGAAGACGACGCAAAGAAGAAGAAGGUCCUGUCUAACAUGGGAGCCCAAUUCAGAGGCUUUCUAGCUAAGGCGGAGCAGAAGAGACGAGGGAGAAGACAAACAGGGAGAGAGAUCAAGAGGAAGACUCUGGCGGAGAGACGCAAACCUCUGGCUAUCGAUGACCUGAGAGAGGACGGACUGAGAGAGCGGGCUGGAGAGAUGUGGGAGCGGAUCUACCAGCUCGAGUCGGAAAAGUUUGACCUCAUUGAGAAGAUAAAGAGACAAAAAUACGAGAUAGUCGUCCUUCUCGAUCGCAUCUCCCACGCUCAAAAAUUUAAGAAGGUGACGGGAGGCAAGGGCAAAGUGGGAGGGCGCUGGAAAUGAAGACGCGAUCAGAAACGAUAAAAAAAAUAAUAAUCAUAAUCUUAAUUUUCAUGUUGUGUGUGUUGAUGUCAUCUUUGGAAAUUCUGUCACCAAAACAAAUUGAAAAAGUAAUUGAAAAUAAAGCUCAUACCCGUAGCUGUUCAGUUACA
Clarias gariepinus (North African catfish) is the source of this 862-nucleotide messenger RNA. RefSeq names its product troponin T, slow skeletal muscle-like. Gene Ontology annotation, biological process: sarcomere organization; regulation of muscle contraction; slow-twitch skeletal muscle fiber contraction. The coding region runs from base 129 to 713 and encodes 194 amino acids. The record is from RefSeq and is a predicted model, not a curated record. Gene Ontology annotation, cellular component: troponin complex. Lineage: Eukaryota; Metazoa; Chordata; Actinopteri; Siluriformes; Clariidae. The transcript is spliced from 10 exons. Gene Ontology annotation, molecular function: troponin T binding; tropomyosin binding.